Molecule: messenger RNA, 2087 nt
Organism: Boeremia exigua
Lineage: Eukaryota; Fungi; Ascomycota; Dothideomycetes; Pleosporales; Didymellaceae
Exons: 1
Coding region: 100-2043 (647 amino acids)
Molecular function (GO): zinc ion binding
Source: RefSeq, a predicted model, not a curated record
ACGCCGGUCCAGGUUCGUGCCUGACGAUCUCGCUUUGACGCACUCCUGCACAACAUCAGUAAAGAGAAAUCUUUCAGAUAUCACUUCCGCGUUGUGAGGAUGUCGCAACGGCCAUGGUCGGGCUGGACAGAUCCAGCGUAUCAUCAACCACCAGCGCAAUUGUUAGACAAUCGUUCUUCAGCAUUCUACCAGAAACCCAUUCCGCCCUACGCACAGCCGACGGUGCAGAGUAUACACCCUUUUUAUGGGACGGCCGAGCCGGCACCCAUUAUCGCAGAGCUCCCAGCGCCUUUGCCUGCAGUACCGCCAACGACAACAUCAGAGAAGCAAUUGACAGAGGACGGACAGCUUGCAAGGAAGUUGUCAGCACCAAACCAGCAGGUGACGGAAGAUGAAGCGCUUGCAGAACGACUUCAUUUACUUGAAGUACAAGAGGCAGGGAAAAAGUACAAUAACAGUAUCAGCCAACCAUUGCGUCCAGCCAGUAUGGUGUUGCCAAGCCCUCAGUGGACGCCGUCGCUUGCACAACAGCGGUCUUUGAAUUCAAUGAGGCCACACUCUCAAAGCAUACCCCAGGGUUCUGUGUACAGUCCUGGGUUGGUACAUCAGCAAUCUACGCGGUCCCUGCGGCCGCAUUCGCAGAGCCUCUCUGGGAUACCAUGGAAUCCUGGAUCGUUCGGCUCACCACCACAAGCGCCAUCAAGAUACAGCAUGCUACCAGAAGUAGUUCCGGACCAAGCCCCAAAGUUUCCUCCAAGUCAUCUGCCACCGGUAGUUGUAAGCGACCUACCCGAAGUGGUGAUCAGUAACGCGCCCGACGCGCUGGAGAUACCAUCAAAUCCAGCGUCUUUGGCCAGCCAUCUUGAAGAACAUCGACAUGUCCCCUACCCGCCUCAGUGGAGACUUGGUCCGGUGGUCAAGAUGUACCAUGCUCAAACGCGCAUUACCGCAAAAGCCAAUUGGCUUGAUGUGCCAAUGUCAUCCGCCUGGUCGAGUCAUCGACGGUCAGAGGAUUCCUCGAACUCUUCCCCUCCGACCUAUGUAUUCUCUUUCAAAAAGUUCGGCGGCAGUUAUCGUGAUCCAAGGUUUUCAUGGGUCAUGCUCACUCACGAUGCAGAUCCCCGUGUCAAGAAGCGACAUCCGGUAUGGUCCUACGAACUGCGAUUGGACCUCAGAAGUGGUGUUCGCAAGAAGGAGGUUUUGAAUGCAGGUGGAGGAUCUGAUAUACUCACUACAUACGUCCACGCCUCGAACUACGACUCGCUUCGCUUUGUUGGCAACGAUGCGAAAACCUACUUAUGGGUCAGUCAAAUGCCAGUGAGCUCGACUCAAGGCCAGCGCUACGACAUCAUCCGCCAUGCACUUUUUGUUGCACAUAACAACUACCAAGACCCACUUUACGGUGAUAUUGUCGCGGACCACACCUAUUGGGACGGAUUCGAUGGCGAUGUGCGAGUUCACGAAGGAACCACUUGUAUGGAAUGUCAAGUAAAACCAAUAGUCGGUCAGAGGUGGAAUUGCAAGACCUGUCCAGACCAUGACAUUUGCGGCCUCUGCCACUCUCGUGGGAACCGCAGUUCCAUCAAACUGGGAUGUAAGAUAUCGUUGACCUGUCUUCCCGAUGAAACGCUCUACAUUCGUUCUCCGUUAGUAGACCACGCCCUUGUCAUCGCCUCGCUGCAAGUUCUGAAAGACUGGCAAAAACAUGAACUACGGCGGCAGAAGAGCCAAGAUCCAAAGGGUUUCAUGCAGAGCGAGGAGACGGCGCGAAAAUGUGAUCUCGGAAAGCUAAGCUAUUGGAGAGGAAGCGAUUUCACCGCGAAACAUGGCAGAUCGAAGAGUAUCAACGGUAGAAUGGAAACUGCAGAAGCUAUGCAGAACCCAAAUGGGAUUGCGGGCGCACUGGGCAAUUUAGCGGAUGCAGGCUUGGCUAUGGCAGCUCAAGGGCAACAGGGUGGGUAUGGUGGACAUCACGGAGGGCACCAUAGUUACGGGGGAGACGGAGGAGGUGGAGGAGGUGACGGCGGCGGCGGCGGCGGUUAAAUGUAGCGCCAUCUACACUACAAUCAUAUCAUCGUGGUAUCAAG